This is a messenger RNA of Owenia fusiformis, 1726 nucleotides long. The record is from the annotation of a GenBank genome assembly. Lineage: Eukaryota; Metazoa; Annelida; Polychaeta; Sabellida; Oweniidae.
AGAGUAUUAACACAGUACACCGCAGGAUUCAAUUUAUUCUUAUAUGUAAUGCAGGUUUGUCUUUAAACUGCCAUUUGUAGAUUUUGAGAUGUGCCUUAAACUUCUUGGGACGUUUCUGCAUUUUCUUGUUAUUGUUGCUGCAAUCCCAUGUGACGAUACUGAUCCAGUGUUCCAGCCAUGUCUCGACAAUUACUUUGGCCCAGUGGCACCUGGUGAAGAUGCACUACUCUGCGUUGAUCCUUUUACAGGGGGAGAAGUAGGAGUGUGUGAUGAAGCUAAUUGUAACUGUAGCUCUGGUGUUAUAGAUGCUUCAGAGACUUUUCGCAGACAUGGAGAAGACCUUAUCGGCCUGGACUCAUCUACACUGACGGGAAGUGCAAAGACAGCAUUUGACGAAGUGUUGGAAAAAGCCGAUAUGGCACAGAUUAAAGAAGAGACAAGUGUUUACAUUUUACUAGCAAAUGAAGAAGCACUUAUAUUAUUUGUACGAGGUCUGUCAGGUGGAACGUUUGUCUGUCAAGGACUGAGUCAGUUAAUGAAUACGUUAUGGAAUCUAAAAACUGCAAUCGAUGAUGCGAUUGUUGUGUUUGAUGCAUUGCCACAGCAACCAGCGACAGAUGCAAUUUUGAAAGUUUACAGAGAAAAUAGUAACUUCCUGAACUGGAUGAAAAUUAUAUAUUUUCCUAAAAUCCUUGAUUUGCUUGAGUUGGAAUGUACCAAAGAUGACCACUGUGGCGAUCGCCAUAAACCAUAUUGCAUUGUGGGAAUGGACCAAUGUUUCUGCAGUGCCGAAUGCCGCAACGAUAAUGACUGUAAUGAACUUUCGAAGCCAAACUGUCGCUCCAACCGUGCCGGAAUUAUGAUUUGUGGAGACCCCCAUGUGUCUCAAACUAUCAAAGGAACGCAUCACAGACUGUGUUAUGAUUUCUAUGGAAAACCAGGAGCAACAUACAUGUUUCUAAAAGACAGAGCAAUAGAGGUCGUGGCAACCUUUAUUGAUGCCAAAAAUAUCACAGCAGGAUCUUUCGUGGAAUAUGUAGGCACGCUCGGGAUUAAAAUGGGAGAAACUCAUAUUCUUAUUACACCUACAAAAAUACAAGUGAACAUGAAAGAAACAAAAACUUACUACUGGGUUGCACAGAAAAUAAACCUUGAUAUUGGAUGGAUUUCGGUUACCAGAAAACAACUCCAUGUUUUUAUCGAGGAGGCUGAUGUUAAAGUUAAAGUUCUGGUUACACGAAAGGGAAAGGCGAGUGGAUUGCCGUUCUUGAAUUUUGGCAUCACUGAGAUUGAGGAAUUAUCAGAGAGUGCAGAAGGAAUUAUGGGUUCUAUAGGAAACGAAGCAAUGUUUCACGCCGCAAGAGACAAUGACGGAUUUGUCACAUGGUCUGACAUCACAAUCCCAGUGAAACUUGACAAACAGAACUGCGUUAAAAUUGUUGAACAUUUUCGAGGGAACUUCACCGAUAGACUACAGGAGUUUGAAAUUAUGGACGCAUACGGGUAUGACAUCAAUUGGAAUGACAUGAACGAGAAUGAUGAUACCCUAAGAUAUGAUGAAAAUGAAAUCUCCCUUUAUGCAGAUGAUGAUGACGAUGAUGAAAAUGAUGAAGACAGUGUUAUUGCAUAAUGUACAUCUAUAAGAUGGCCUCUAUAUCUUAACAGUUGUAGAAAAUAAAGCCAUAACGCUUUAAUAAUGAUUUGCCUUUCACUUAAUAUUCUUUUC